Messenger RNA from Oreochromis aureus, 2430 nucleotides. Its product is annotated as YLP motif-containing protein 1-like. The record is from RefSeq and is a predicted model, not a curated record. The coding region runs from base 75 to 2429 and encodes 784 amino acids. Lineage: Eukaryota; Metazoa; Chordata; Actinopteri; Cichliformes; Cichlidae. The transcript has a single exon.
CUUUAUAUUUUCUAUUUCUGUGGGGUUUUUUCUUUCCUCUGUUAACAGAUUUUUAGCUUUUUUCUUUUUCGCCAAUGCUUGUCCCUAACAAAGUGAGCCUUGGACGCUCCCACAGUUGGGACACGUUAGGGGGGAAUGAGGGUCAGUGGGAAAGAGCUGACAGCGUGUACGAACAGCAGGCAAGAGUAACAGGCCGGCGGAGCUCUUUGUCAUACGGAGAGGGAGGAGGGUGGUAUGAGCCACCACCUGGGGUGCGUCUUCCUGACCUCGAUUUGAAACGCGACCCGUAUUCCUACCAAGAUUCCCUUUACGGACAGGUUUACGCCGAGAGACACGACCCACGGGGGCUUAGGAAGGGCUCUGUGCCGGAUCUAAACCAAUACGAACGAGUGCCCAUGGCUCAUCGAGGAUCCAUUCCACACCAGGACUACUACUCCCAUGACCCAGCCAUGACUCCUCGGCCACCGGAGGCCUUUUACCGAACCGAGCAUCAGCCUCCGCUGUCUCACCCGCAUCCGCUCAGCAGGUCGGGCUCACAUUUAGGAAUGACACCUGGGGCUCGUACUGCGUGGGAUCAAGGUCAGGCAGUGAGGGCAGGACCUCAAGGGCCCUCAUCACCUUUACCUCCUCCCCCUCCUCCAAGCACUCAUGAAUUGAAUAGGGCAUAUAGGGAACCUGGUGCUAUAACUUCUGCUAAGAUACCCCCUCGAGACCCCCCUCCUGCUCACUAUGGAAUGGAGCAGCUGUCUCCUCGGUAUGCCAGUGAGCCUCCACCUCUGACAGGUCAGUCCGUUUAUACUGAUGCUAAUGGCCGCCCUCUGGAUCCGCAGCAGCAGGCUGCCACCUGUCUAGUGGUAGAUCCAGCCAGUCAAAGCAUGAUUAUGAGGCAAGAGACAGCCUCACCGUUAACCAUCCAGCAACAGCAUCAAUUACAGCAUCAGCAACAAAUACAGCAGCAACAGUUACAACAGCAGCAACAAAUACAACAGCAACAGUUACAACAGCAACAACUUCAGCAGCAGCAGUUACAGCAGCAACAACUACAACAGCAACAAAUACAACAACAGCAACUCCAACAGCAACAAUUACAGCAACAGCAAAUUCAGCAACAGCAAUUACAGCAGCAGCAUCUUCAGCAAGAACAGUUGCAGCAACAGCAUCUGCAACAGCAACAACAACCUCUGCCACCUCCGCCUACCAUGCCGGUCACUGAUCCUAACCUUUCUAUGGCUGCACCACUUCCUGCUCCACCUGCUCCAGUGCAAACUGCAGCAAUUGCCCCUGCUGCACCUCCAUCUCUGCAAGCGGUUCCAACUCCAGCCCCUGCUCCCCCAGCUACUCCACUCCCUGCCCCUCUUCCCGCUCCUCCACCAACUGCCCCACAGACGCCUUUGCCUGUGGACCCCAAGAAGUCGGUCGAUCCAGAGUUUCUUUCUCUGUUGCGAAACGAGGGCCUCUCAGAGAGCACCAUCUCCUCACUUAUCCAGCAGGGGUUUGACUCCGCUAGCAUGCUGGCUGUCAUGGAGGAGAACGAUGUCCGCACAGUUGCCCCAAACCUCGGUCAGGCUCGUGUGCUGUCUCGCCUGGUCCACCAUUACAAGCGCCCAAUAGAAGCUACACCAGCCCCCUCCCAACCUCAAACGCCCAUGCGAGGUCGCUCUAAUAGCUUUAGCCAUCGCGCAGACAUCUAUCAACCACACCACCACCAUCAUCAUCCACCACAUACCCCACAACCUUUAGCAGUAGAUCCCCAACUAAUGCCCCCACCAACACCUGGGGCCAUGCAAACUAUCUCUCCACGGAUUGGAGAAGUAAUCGGUAGAAGGCCCAGCAGUGCUCCCUCGCAGCAGUUACUGGAAGCCUCUGGAGGGUACCCGGGCCAACCCCCUCGUUCACCAGGGCCAUACACCGGAGCCCUCAUGCCUGUCCAGUCAAGACCCAUGUCAGCCUACUCUUCUGGGAUGCCAGGGGUGCCUAUGCCGGGUAUGCAGAUAAUGCCACACCAGAUGACUGGGUCAAUGCCUGCCAUUGCAGGGUCUAUUCACUCGAUGCCAGGUAUGCCACAGCAGAUGCCUGUAUCCAUGCCUGCUUUACCACAGCCACCACAACAGGUACCAAAAGCAUACUCUACCAACUACACAGUGCCCAUGGAGCUGAUGAAGAGGGACAGGAACUUAGUGCCAUUGUCACCCAUGCACAGCCCUCACCCUAGUCCUCAGCUGAUCCGAAAGGGUGGGGGACCAGGAUCAGACAAUGCUCUCGUUCCCGUGGGAGCACCCGUUCAAGGCCAAGGUGCCAUGGCUGCUAACCAGAAGCUAAGUCGACGCACGGGUCCACCAGUCAUCAUGUCGACUAUGGCAUCUCCAGAUACAAGUAAAUCCUAUUUUUUUCUCCUGUUAGAUUUAUCUGGUAUUUGUCUGUUUUCAUGAU